AUGAACCUAGUACGAUGGACACCAUUUGGCGAGUUUGAUCAUCUGGUCCGUUCUCUGGAGCAGUCGCGUUCACCUGUGCGCCGCGCUGAUUGGUUACCGUUGGUGGAUAUCCGCGAAUCUGUGGAAAGCUAUCAUAUUGAUGUGGAAGUGCCUGCGGUGGCAGCGGAAGACCUGUCUGUAACGGUCGCCGAAGGCGUGUUGAAUGUGAGUGGAGAACGACGUUCAGCAGUGUCUGAUGAGGAUAACCGCACACACCGCACUGAACGCCGCUAUGGUCGCUUCGAACGCAGUUUCAGUCUGCCCGAGGAUGCGGAUCCAGAAGCGAUUUCUGCCGAAAGCCGAGAUGGCGUGCUCUAUCUGAGUAUUGCUAAACGUGCACCCGAAGUCGCGAAGAAGAUAGAUGUGAAGGUCAGCUGA
Molecule: messenger RNA, 417 nt
Organism: Symbiodinium necroappetens
Lineage: Eukaryota; Dinophyceae; Suessiales; Symbiodiniaceae
Source: the annotation of a GenBank genome assembly